Molecule: messenger RNA, 3088 nt
Organism: Conger conger (European conger)
Lineage: Eukaryota; Metazoa; Chordata; Actinopteri; Anguilliformes; Congridae
Gene: dlgap5
Product: discs, large (Drosophila) homolog-associated protein 5
Exons: 20
Coding region: 117-3041 (974 amino acids)
Biological process (GO): centrosome localization; regulation of mitotic cell cycle; kinetochore assembly
Cellular component (GO): nucleus; cytoplasm; spindle pole centrosome
Molecular function (GO): microtubule binding
Source: RefSeq, a predicted model, not a curated record
ACACCCGCCAUUAUGCUGCAUAACUAGCAUAUUUCAGUUAGACUUAACCAGCUUUUUAGCCGACCAAUUUACUAUAUAAAUAUAUAUUACUCAGCGAGCGUGCUAAUUAUCACAGGAUGGAGACGCGUUUCUCUCACCUCUACAAACGGGACAGCAGUGUCUCCAUGCUGCGGGUGAAGAUGGCCAGGCGGCGCUCCCAGUCCCAGAAGGAGAACCGGGACCGCGCGGUGAACCGGCACCGUCGCCUGGACCAGCUACCCGAGCUGGAGGCAUCCGCCCUGGAGGAGUCUGUGAUCCAGCCACCAACGGCGGUCAGUGAGGGGAUGGCUCCCGGGCAAAAGCAAGUAAAAAGCGAACGCAGCGCAGCAGUGGAGGAGAGGAUGAAGAUGCUGGCACGGUACAAGGAAGCAAAGGAUCUGCAGAAGGAGAAAGAGAGGAGAGAAAGGGAGAAGAAGGGUGGGAUCUUCAAGGUGGGCUUGUAUAAGCCCCGGACCCUCAACAUUCUGCAACAGAUCUCUUCCGCACCAAUCAGGGCCAAGGCCCCGGAGCCUGCCCCCUCCAGCAGAGUCACGCGCUCCAUGAAGCAGCAGGUCCGAAAGCCUGUCGCUCCCAGAGGGACUGCUGCGGUGUCCAGGAAAGUGGAGCCCGCUGUGGUCAGAGCACCGGUGGGCCGAGCCGUCGGGAAACCUGCGGCCACAGCCACGUCCGCCCGAGGGAGAGCUGCUCCAGUGGAGGCAGUGGUCCGUCCCGCAUCGACCAGAGCGGCCACUCGGUCUCAGGCCGCGUCCCUGGUGGGCGCUCGUAAACCUGCCCCAGACGCCAAUGUGUCUAAAACCAGAGCUACCAACAAGCUGGCUGCAGCGCCACCUAUUGGCAGGGGCAAGCCUGCACAAGGCCGGGGUGCGACAAGAACACAGUCCAGAGUGCAGAAGUCCGAGGAGGCUGCUGAAGUGGAGGAGAUGGACACAGGAUCUGCUGAACCCCAGGCUGAGGCGGAGCAACCACGGGAGGAGGAGCAGGAGGUGCAGGAGGAGGAGGAGGAGGAGGAGAAGACCGAGAGGGAGAAGGUGCCUGAUGUGCCUUCUUUCGCCCCUCAGGACUUUGUGUUCCAGGCCCCGUCUGGCCUCAAGUCCUUCCAGUCCGUCCCCCUCACCCCUCGCUCAGCGGACGCCUUCCUCACUCCCAGUUACAGCGACGUCCCUCUGGCCCUGUCCUUCUCUCCCCUGGCCCACCGGGCCCCUGUGGGGCCCCCUCGCCCGUCGCCCCCUCCUCAGGCUCCAGUGCCUCUCAGUGGCCCCCAGGAGCCCCAGCACGAUGUCCUGUACUUCAGGUCUGUGCUGGUCAGUGAGACUGCCCGGCUGAGCGCUCUGUGUGAGGAGUGGGAGCGACGCACUGAGGACCCCUCCGUCCCCGAGGAGAGCCAGGACAGGGUGCGCACGGCGGUGGGCCAGGCCAGGCUGCUGAUGAAGGAGCGGUUCGGCCAGUUCCAGGGCCUGGUGGACGACUGCGACCUGGGCAGGGGUGAGAAGGUCACCACCUGCACCGACCUGCAGGGCUUCUGGGACAUGGUGUUCUACCAGGUGGAGGAUGUGAUCAGGAAGUUCGACGUUCUCAGAGAGGCGGAGUCUAAAGGCUGGCAGGAGGAGCGCAAGUCUCCUCCCCGCCCAAAAAAGACCAAGAAGCCGCCCGGAGCCGCGGUGGUCAGGAAGCCCGGCGGAGGGGGCGGGGCCAGCGCUGCCGCGCGGAGUCGUCUGGCCGCUGUGAAAGCCGCCAUGAAGGCCCGGCGUGCGGAGGCGGAGCCACCCGCCGCAGCCCCGCCCACGCCCACCCCUGACCCCGCCCAGACCGUGGUCUUCCACGGAGGCUUCUUCCGCGUGGAGAGCCCCGCCCGCACCCCCGGCGCCUCGAGGAGAUCCCCUCGUAGGAGUGCCGUGCCCUCCCUCCAUGGCUCUCCCUGCCCCGGCUCACAGUUAACCACCCCAAGGAGGACCCGCCCCUCUGCGUUCGCUCACCCAUCCCCUCUCCCCACACUCUCUCUCCGCACCCCCACCGCCUGCACGCCUCACCCCAAAACCCAGGGCCAGUCCCCUCCUCAGUCCCCUCUCCCCCCGCUCUCUCUCAACGACCCCACUGCCAGCACCCCUCCUCCUGAACCCGCUCUCCACGCUGGCGCCCCCUCUGGCCGGUCCGAGUAUGACGCUGAGCCGACCGGAACCCACAGCGAACCUCCAGAAGCAGCCAGCAGCCAAUCGCAAGCCGUCGAUCGUUGCGCAGAAACCGGCAGCCAGUCCGAGCUUGCCCCAGAUGCGGCGGAACGCACAGCCAGCCAAUCGGAAGAUGUCACCGAAAUGGACAGCUGUGUAACUCCCUUCCCAUCUCUCCAGGCUCCGACGUCAGAGGCUAUGUGCCAGAACAGCAGUCUCUCCCCCUGCCAGACAGCAGACCAGCGCCCUGCUGAAGCCCAUGGGUUAAGCUUCAGUCUCUCCCCCUGUCAGACAGCAGACCAGCGCCCCGCUGAAGCCCAUGGGUUAAGCUUCAGCCUCUCCCCCUGCCCGUCUGGUAGUGCCCCUCCCGCCGUGUCGGCGAGCCUUCCUGCCCCUCUCGGCUUCCUGACACCGGCGGCCUGCAGCACAGACAGCCCAACUGGUUCUUCUGAGGCCUGCCUUGCUGGAACUCCAGACAUCUCCUACACUGAGAACACUCCGGGUUUGGACUUUGAGCGUUACCUGCGGCCCACCUUGCGGCGCAGCCCCUCGCCCCAGCCGCCUGCGGUCGCCAUGGAAACGACGUCGUUGUUGGCCACGCCCACGUCCUCUGACGUGCACAUGGACAGUCCUGGGCCUGAGCCGGAGCAGCUGUCUGAAGGAGAUUCUCUGGGGAACACAGCCCCGCUGGCAGCCCUGGGGCAGGCGUUCCCCCCGCAGACACAGCAGCUGGAAGAAGAAGAGCUGCUGCUCUUUACCCCUGAGCUGCGGGACAAAGUGCGGCAGUCAGUGUGUGGGAGAGACCUCAUGACCUUCACCCCUCCCUGCGGCCGCUGACAAUGCCUGAACACACACUCUCUCACUCACACACACACACACACACU